This is a messenger RNA of Prorocentrum cordatum, 1723 nucleotides long. The record is from the annotation of a GenBank genome assembly. Lineage: Eukaryota; Dinophyceae; Prorocentrales; Prorocentraceae.
AUGCGCACGCCGCUGUCGCUUCCUUCGGGCCUCGCCGCGUCCGACGACGCCGGAGACCUCGAGGAGCUGCGCGCGGCGGUGGCGGAGGCGCGGAGGGUCGGGCUGGAGCCGGCGGAGUACGCAGCCGCGGAGGACCGGGCGGCGGAGCUGGAGGAGCAGCAGCGUGCCCUGCAGCACGCCAGAGAGGCGCUGGAGGGUACCAGGGGCGCGGGGCUGGGCUCGAGCAUGGAGGAGCUGCGCGAGGCGAAGGACCAGCUGAGCGCCGCGCUGCAGGCCGCCAAGGCGGUGGGCGUGGCGGAGGCGGAUCUGAGGCCGGUGGAGCGGCACAGGCGGAAGCUCCACAACAUGAUCGAGGACCUCAAGGGCUCGAUCCGCGUCUUCUGCCGUGUGAGGCCCCUCAGCCAGAAGGAGCGCUCCAACCACGACGAGCAGAUCGUCUUCCAGGACGACGAUUUGACCUUGACUGUGAGGGAGGCGCUGGACGAACAGCCCAGCGCCGAGGGCGAUCCGCCCACCAGGCCGCAGUUUCAACGGUCGAAGUCUACGAUCUCGACUGCGAUCAGGAACACAAAGUUCAGCUUCGAUGCCGUCUUCAUGCCUGGGACGCAGGAGGAGGUGUUUGACGAUUGUCGGGACCUUGUCCAGUCUGCCCUCGACGGCUACAAUGUCACCAUCUUUGCUUACGGCCAGACGGGGGCUGGCAAGACCUUCACCAUGUACGGGGUGCCUGGCCAGGAGGGCACGACUCCAAGGACAAUAGCCGAGCUCUACAGCCUCCUGGACAGGGACAGGGACCGCUACCAGCACACCGUCAUGGGCUCGAUGAUGGAGCUGUAUCGGGACAGGCUUGUCGACCUGUUGCAGCUCGGUGAGAGCAGCCCCAGGAAGGCAUCCAUCAUGUCCAGGGCGACUUCCUGGGGCGGGGCCAGCGAGGAGAAGAAGCUCAACGUCCACGUGGACAAGCAGGGGGCCGUGCAUGUCGACCACUUGACCGAGGAGGUAUGCACGUCGGCGGAAUCUCUGUUGAAGCUGCUCGAGCGGGGCAACAAGAAGCGCCAUGUUUCGGCUACUGCGAUGAACAGCGAGAGUUCCCGCUCGCACCUGCUCUUCGUCGUCAAGGUAGUCGCUGUGAACAGGGAGACGCAUGAGCAGACGGUCGGCAAGAUGCUGCUAGUGGACCUGGCCGGCUCAGAAAGGCUGAAGAAGUCCGAGGUGAGCGGCGACCAGCAGAAGGAGGCCAUCGAGAUUAACAAAUCCUUGACGGCGCUCGGCAACGUCAUCGAGUCCCUUACCCAGGGGCAGAGCCACGUGCCCUACAAAAACCACAAGCUGACCCAGGUCAUGCAGGACGCCCUCGGCGGCACUUCUAAGACGCUCAUGUUCGUGAAUUGCUCCCCAGCCAGCUCGAACCUGGACGAGACGCUCAUGUCCUUGAAGUACGCCACGCGGGCCAAGCUGAUCGUGAACGACCCUCUGAAGACCAAGCAGACGAUCCGGAGGUCAGGAACCAGCAGGAUUGCGCCGGCGACCCCGACCAGCCGGCCCUGGCCGCCUGAGGCCGAGGCGCCGAGGAAGGCCGCUCCGUCGGCCCCUCCUCUGCGCGUGUCGACGCCGUGCGAAUCUACCGUACCUCUCCGUCAGGGGGCACGAGACCUCUGCACCGUCUGCCCCACCCGUCCCUCCACCCAUCCGUCCCCGCCGCCGAGCCCACUGCCCCCCCCCC